ACGCCAUGUUAGGAGAGCGAGAUCUUGAUCAUUGACCUCCCUCUACGUACCAUCUCCUUGGGCUUCAGAGACUUGAAAGAAAAGUGGAACCAUCCCUCUUUUGAAGACACCAGUGGAACUUGUUGGCACAUUUUGCCGUAAUAACUUUUGAAAGGACCCCUCCCCCCUCCCAUUGUGUGGUCAAGAAACACUUAUUAAAGAUUGGACCUAUCUUAGUGUUCCAUGAAAAGCUAAUCAGUGAAACUCUGGAGCGAUGGACAACCUUGAGUACUGUGAGAUAAACUCGGACAUAACUCUCAACUAUAUAACCCAAAUAUUGAUGGAAGAAAGCGCUGACGAGAAUAUUAGCGCAUACAAACAUCACGAUGCACUCCAGGCCAUGGAGAAGCCCUUCUACGAUAUUCUUGGAAAGGCAUAUCCAUCCUCAUCUAAACAGACUAUGGUCAACAGUGGUAGUCAAUCAGGUCUGCCUGAUGAUAUUAACAACAGUCAUCACGACCUGGAACGCAGUGGUAACUCUGUCAGUGAUCUUCUUCGUGGGCGCAAGGGGGUGCGCUCGAUAGGCAUAGAUGGCGGUUCUGAACUUUGCGAUGUGGCUUUGCAGUUCAACAGAAUUGCUGAGGAAGCAAAGAAGUUUGUUCCAAGUAUUGGGAACUUGGUGGUUGAUCCAGAGAGCAAUGACCUUUCCAGUUCCAAAGAGGCAAAUGGGUCAGCAAUUGGGCAACAUAGCAAUCAAACAAAUAAAAUAAGGAGCUACCCUCACGUGGACUUGAAGUUGGUGGAGGGGAGAAACAGUAAGUAUUCAGCAAUCUCAACCAGUGAAAUAAUUCGGAAUGAACUAUUUGACAGAGUUCUGCUCUCUGAUGAGCAGUAUCUUUGCGAUGUUGCUCACCUUAGAGAAAUGGCAAAAGAAGCAAACAUAAAUCUGCAGUAUGUUCAGAACACAGGAUCUGCCCAAGGAAAACAGAAGCCACAAAGUAAGAAGCAAGAAAAGGAAGCGGUUGAUCUCAGGGGUCUUCUCAUCCAGUGUGCACAAGCGAUAUCAUCUAACAACCAUCCAUUUGCCAGUGAGCUGCUGAAAAAGAUCAGGCACCAUUCUUCACCAUAUGGAGAUGGUUCUCAGAGGCUGGCAGUUUACUUUGCAGAUGCUCUUGAGGCACGUGCAGCUGGGACUGGGAGUCAAAUAAACCAGAGAUUAGUGGUGAAGCGAACAAGCGUCACAGACAUGCUGAAGGCCUACCGCCUUUCCAUCGCAGCAUGCCCUUUCGGCAGGGUAGCAUACUACUUCGCCAAUAAAACAAUUGUUGAUGUGUUGGGGAGUCGACCAAGGGUGCAUAUAAUUGAUUUUGGCAUCAUGUUUGGCUUUCAGUGGCCAUCGCUAAUCCAGCGGCUUGCAAAGCGAGAAGGUGGUCCCCCUCAACUUCGCAUCACAGGUAUUGACGUGCCCGAGACAGGUUUUCGCCCCUGUAAACAGAUUGAGGAGACAGGAAAGCGGUUGGCUGAGUAUGCAAGAAUGUUCAAUGUACCUUUCCAGUAUCAAAGUGUUGCCUCACGGUGGGAAAGCAUAUACAUAGCAGAUCUCAAUAUUGGCAGGGAUGAGGUGCUCAUAGUCAACUGCUUGCACAAGAUGAAAAACCUCGGCGAUGAGACAGAAGACAUAGACAGUGCAAGGGACAGGGUACUGCGUAUCAUGAAGAGGAUGAAUCCAGAUGUUCUCAUAACCGGUGUCAUGAAUGGGUUGCACAGCUCCCCGUUCUUCCUACCACGAUUCAGAGAGGCUUUGUUCUUUUACUCAUCACAGUUUGACAUGCUAAAUUCAACUGUUGUGCAUCAGAAUCAUGAGGCAAGGAUCAUGAUAGAGAGGGAUCUCCUUGGGGCAGAUGUGUUUAAUGUUGUAGCAUGUGAAGGUGCAGAGAGGAUUGAGAGGCCAGAGAGCUACAAACAAUGGCAAGCAAGAAUCCUCAAGGCUGGGUUCAAGAAACUUCCUGUUGACCAGACCAUUCUAAAGGGUUCAGUAGACAGAAAGGAGCUUUAUCAUGGUGACUUUGUCAUCGACGAAGACAGUGGCUGGUUGCUACAGGGAUGGAAAGGAAGGAUAAUGCAUGCGCUGUCGUCAUGGAAACCUAAAGAUUCAUAGAUUAACAAGUAGGAUCGAAUAAAAUCUUCUGUUUGGAAGUUAAGUACACUUGUAAUAGUGAUGUGAUAAACUUUAGUUUAUUUGAAACCUCCAAGCUGGUUACACAAUGUUCA
Molecule: messenger RNA, 2250 nt
Organism: Zea mays
Lineage: Eukaryota; Viridiplantae; Streptophyta; Magnoliopsida; Poales; Poaceae
Product: scarecrow-like protein 9
Exons: 2
Coding region: 254-2137 (627 amino acids)
Source: RefSeq, a predicted model, not a curated record